Messenger RNA from Calypte anna (Anna's hummingbird), 3210 nucleotides. It is a transcript of the gene SEMA6C, whose product is annotated as semaphorin 6C. The record is from RefSeq and is a predicted model, not a curated record. NCBI's taxonomy places the organism in Eukaryota, Metazoa, Chordata, Aves, Apodiformes, Trochilidae. Gene Ontology annotation, molecular function: chemorepellent activity; semaphorin receptor binding. Gene Ontology annotation, biological process: positive regulation of cell migration; axon guidance; semaphorin-plexin signaling pathway.
CCCCCCCCCACUCCCCCGUGCCUCAGUUUCCCCUGACUAAGCUCAGCCCCCAGGACCCCGUGGCCGGGGGGUGGUGGUCCCGGUCCGGUCCCCUCAUCCCCACGUCCCCUCCGGCCACCCACAACGAUGCCGGGGGUCCCGCUGCCCCCUCCCCUCCUCCUCCUCCUCCUCCUCCCGGGGGGGUCAGCGCUGUCCUUCCCACGGGACCUGAUCCCACGCAGCACCGUAGGGCUGGCAGCCACCGCUUCCUACCCGCGCUUCGUGGGUCUGCGUGGGGACAACGCCACGGCCCACCUGGGACUGGGCUUCCAGCGCCUGCUGCGGCUCAACCGGACCCUGCUGGUGGCUGCACGGGACCACAUCUACGCCUUUGACCUGGGGCAGGACACGGGGACUCUGUACCCCCAGAGGCACCUCACCUGGGAGACAAGGGACAGAGAGAACUGUGCCAUGCGGGGACGGCUGCAGGACGAGUGUCACAACUACAUCAGGGUCCUGGUGCCCCGGGACCCCGGGACCCUCCUGGUGUGCGGGACCAACGCCUUCAGCCCCCUCUGCCGCAUCUACAGGGUGAGCAGCCUGGCUCAGGAGGGUGAGGAGCUGAGCGGGCAGGCGCGCUGCCCCUUCGAUGCCAAGCAGAGCGUGGUCGCCCUCUUCGUGGAUGGCAGCCUCUACUCUGCCACGGUGGCCGAUUUCCAGGCCAGUGACUCCGUCAUCUACCGCAGCCUCAGCCCCGGGCAGCCCCCCCUGCGCACCCUCAAGUACAGCUCCCGCUGGCUGCAGGAACCCCACUUUGUCCAAGCGCUGUCCUACGGCCCCUACGUUUACUUCUUCUUCAGGGAGGUGGCAGUGGAGCUCAGUGCCCUGGGCAAGGUGGUGGUGGCCCGGGUGGCCCGGCUGUGCCGCAAUGACCGGGGUGGCUCUCGGCGGGUGCUGGAGCGGCGCUGGACGUCGUUCCUGAAGCUGCGGCUGCAGUGUGCGGUCCCUGGGGACACCAUCUUCUACUUCGAUGUCCUGGAGGCUGUGACACCCCCCAGGGCCCUGCACGGCCGCCCCGCUGUCCUCGCCCUCUUUGGCACCCAACCCAACAGCAUCCCCGGCUCCGCCGUCUGCGCCUUCUACCUGGGGGACAUGGAGAGGGCGUUCGAGGGACCCUUUGCCGAGCCCCGCGGGGCCACCUGGGCCCCCGUGCCCGAGGAGGGGGUGCCCCGACCCAGGCCGGGGGGCUGUGCCGGGAUGGGACCCUCCGCUGGCAUCGUCACCUCCGGGGACUUCCCCGACGAGACCUUGACCUUCGCCAAGGAGCACCCACUGCUGCACGGGGCCCUGGCACCUGCUGGGGGGCGGCCCCUCUUCACCCACACUGGCACCAGGCUGACACAGCUGGCAGUGGACGUGGGCGCGGGGCCGCGGGGGGACAGGACUGUCCUGUUCCUGGGUGCUGAGGACGGGCGGGUGCUGAAGGUCCUGGCAGCCACCCAGCACCCCGGGGCCACCCAGCACCCUGGUGGCACCCUGGCACCUGGGGACACUGGGGACACGGGGGACACCGACUCUGAGACACUGCUGCUGGAGGACAUCAACCUCUACGACCCCAGGAGGUGCCAGGGGCCACGUCGGGUGCUGGGGAUGGAGCUGAACCCCCCGGGCAGGGAACUUUUCGUCGCCUUCUCGGGGUGCCUGGUGAGGGUCCCCGUGAGCCGCUGCGCCCAGCAUGGAGCCUGCCGCAGGAGCUGCCUGGCUGCCCGUGACCCCUACUGUGUCUGGCUGCCCCCCGGGGGCUGUGUCCCCUUCUCCGAGGACCUCCCGAGUGGCUUCGAGCAGGACCUGGAGGGAUCCAGUGGGAACACUGAGAGCUGCCAAGAGACAUCGGCUGCGGGGGACAGCGAUGCAGAGAGGGACUUGGCCCAUGGGGUUCGGCAGCCCGGGCCGGGGGCCGCGGCGACGGUUCCGGUGCCGGUGCUGGUGGGCUGCGUCCUGGGCUCCUUCGCCCUGGGGGCUUUGGCCACCGGGCUGCUGGUGGCCGCUUGUCGCCGCCCCGACGUCCCCAAGGGACCCCCGGAGACCCCCGCCCCGCGCCCCCCGGCCCAGCCGCCCGUCCCCCGCCUCUACCCCCAGCUGCCGGGGGCCGCGGGGCAGCGGGACCCCCCGGAGCCGCCCCCCCCACCGCCGGCAGCCCCGCAGCCCCCCGGCGAGAGGUCCCGGGAGGGGGGGACGGAGCCCCGGAGCCCCCAAGCCCCCCGGCCCGGUCCCCCGGAGCCCCCCGGCCCGGGACCCCCCCCCAAGGUGACCCUGGAGGAGCUGCGGCAGCGGCUGCAGGGGGGCGGUUUGGGGGGGGUCUCGGGGUGCCCCCCCCCGGGAGCCGCCGGAUCUUUCGCCAACCGCGUGCAGCCGGGGACCCCCUUUUCCGGGCUCCCCCCGCCCCCCCGGGACGGGGCUCCCCGCAGGAUGGAUGUGCCCCCCGAUAGCCCCCCGCCCCCCCGCCGGCCCCUGGCACAGAGACACUCCCUGGGGGGGGGGACCCCCGCCAGACCCCCCCUCGGCCUGGCCCGGGGUCUCACCCGCAUGCACUCUUUGGAGACCCCGGGGGGGCCACCCUGGGGUCCCCGGCACAGCCCCCUGGAACGUUCCCUCUCCGUGAAGCCCCCGGUGCUGCCCAAGCCCCUCCUGGUGCCCGCGGCCCCCGGGCGGCCCUGAGCCCCCCCAGAUGGGGACAGGGGGACAUCCCGGUCCCCAGCACCCAUGGGACACUUGGAGGGGACCCCCAAGUCACCCACUGCCCGGGGGGAUAUGGGGAGGUGGGGGGCAGGGUCCCCAAUUCCCUGGCUCCAUGCCCUGAGCUGUGAGGGUCCCCAUGGCCCCAGGUUGGGGUGGGAAGGGUCCCCUGUGUCCCACAACCCCCCCAUCUCCCUGUCCCAGGUGACAGGACCCCCCCACAAAAGCCUGAGCCACCCCAAUGUCCCCACCCAGGGUGACAAACCCCCAAUUCCCCAAGGGCUUUUUUUUGGUUUAUUUGUUUUUUGAUCCUUUUUAAUUUAUUUGCUGCUUUGGGGGCCGUGUGAGCCACCCCCCCCCCAACCCCCUCCCCAUGGCCACUGUCCCCUCUCUUGGGGACAGCAGGAAAGGGGGGGGGGACAGGGUGGGUCACCAGAGCUGGGUCUGUCCUACCAUGUAGGGCUGGGGCUCAGCAGCACCAUUAAAGCCAUGGGU